CCUGUCAUGGCGGAGUAAUCAGCUGUUAAUUGCAAUGCCAACGAGCAGUUUUAAAUUGUUUCCUUUUCUAACUUAUUCCCGUUAACUUAUGAUAUUUUAAUUUCCAAAUUGCAGUAUAAAAUAUUCUAUUAUUUAAUCAUCGGAUCCGUGAAGUUAAAGAAUGGCGCGACGUCCCUUGUCAUCUGUCAAUUUUAUUCAUUCAUCCAUUGUAGUGCAGAAAAAAAAUGUGACUUGUUUGAUUUAAUUUCUGUUUCACAUAAUAAGUGCUAGAUGAAUAUUAAUUACGGCCACUUUUUGUUUCUUUAUAUUUUUAAGAACUUCUUCGUUUAUAUACAUACGAAAAUAAACAUUUAUAAUAGCACAUAACACAGUCGUUUACACGGCCUAACAAGUUCUCUUUACAAAGAAGCCGUGCGGCGUCGGCGGUUUCUAUUAUUUUGUUUGACAUUGAAGUGCUAGUUGCAUUUAGAUGAUAUUCAAACUUCGAAAGUAGAUUAAAAAUCCAGUGAAUCGGAAGUGAAAAUGUCGGGUCGAGUAAGAAAGCAAACUGACUGCCCUGUGGGCAAGCAGGGUCCCAUGAGAGCAACCUUGCCGGUGUCUUCGAUUAUGAAGCAAGGUGGCGGAUUUAAAAAGAAUGCUGGCAAUAGCCCCACUCUGUCACCCACAAAUAUUUGGCGGCGGAUUUCCCCCGAUCACGCUCUUUCCGGCCAAAGGAGCCCGGGUGCUGUCAACUACAAAGGUAAAGGCAGAUUUGGGUCCAGUGUUAUCAGACGCACAGCUUCAUUAGAUACAUUAUAUCAAAAAGGACAAUGGUCAAGAGACUAUUACCUCCAUGCUGGACAACUCCAAGUUGAUAAAUCCACUCAAACUGAUGAUGGCGGUGGUAUAUCUGGUCGAUCAUCAAGAGGUUCUGAAGAUGACAAGCUUGACCGUUUUCUCAGAAGUCGUUUACAAAGGCCUCACAAACCUUCUGGAUCUGGAGAUUACUCCUCCCAUUCUAUGAGCCCAGGGCUUUGGUCACGAUUCGGCGGCGGUGGUGUUCCUUUGAGGGCAACACGGUCAUCAGUGGAAGGACUGAAUCAGGAAAUAGAGAGACUUGUACUAUGUCCCGCUAGUGGUACCCAGACUCCACAUCUUGAUCGGCUUAGAGAUAAGGUAACCCCUGAAGGUCACCGAGCCCCACUCGCCGAACUCCUGCGGCGAUCUGUAAACACACAAACUCCGCACGAUCUUUGUCAUACCGCACAUUCUUCAGAUCCACCGUCCCGAGGGUCACUGUCGAGCGCCGGCUCUGCCGAGCUUCUAGCAGCAGGUGGGAGUGUUUGUUCCUCUCCUGAUCUCGAUGGUUCUAAGCUUGGCACAUCACCCCAGAUCAAUAGAUUUUUAGCGCGUGAACCUCCAGAUGGUUGUGAAAAGGUUAACUUGAAAGCGGGCGAGGGCUCGUACACCGAGGCGCUGUCCGUGAUGAAGCCAUCUGCGCCGGGCUUCACGCUGCGGCCGUCGCUCGGCUCCGCGUUCCAGCCGCUGCAGCCCGCGCAGCCGUCGCCGCCGCACACGCCGCACGGGCAGCACACGCCGCUCGUGCCGCACACGCCGCUCUCGUCGCCCUCGCCGCUGGCGCCGCACACGCCGCUCGUGCACACGCCGCUCGCGCACACGCCGCACGCGCAACACCCGCCUCAAUGACUCGCGCCACGCCGCGCGUGGGGCUACCGCGCACUCUGUACGUUCGCCAGUCUUAUCUGCGGCUUCGGAUGCUUUGGGGGGCGAUAUGGACGAUAAAUGUGUUGUGUUCGGUACAGUGUAUUGAUAGUGGGUAAAGAAGGCUACCUAUAUUGAGCUAUGAUAUUCUCAGACUUAAUAUGGGAUUUAGAUUUUUGUUUAUGUGCAGUGUUUUCAAGGUUUAGUAUGGUUUUUAAAGAAGUACAAUGUAAAUAAUAGCUGAGAUUAUUCAAAGUGAAAUAUUAAUAACUUUUUUUUCAAAUUUGAACUCUGGUGUUUAUUUAUGUAGA
Colias croceus (clouded yellow) is the source of this 2012-nucleotide messenger RNA. RefSeq names its product protein FAM117B-like. The transcript has 8 exons. Lineage: Eukaryota; Metazoa; Arthropoda; Insecta; Lepidoptera; Pieridae. The record is from RefSeq and is a predicted model, not a curated record. The coding region runs from base 523 to 1686 and encodes 387 amino acids.